Messenger RNA from Haliotis rufescens (red abalone), 2771 nucleotides. Its product is annotated as T-cell leukemia homeobox protein 3-like. The transcript is spliced from 3 exons. Gene Ontology annotation, cellular component: nucleus. The coding region runs from base 175 to 924 and encodes 249 amino acids. Gene Ontology annotation, biological process: regulation of transcription by RNA polymerase II; animal organ development. Gene Ontology annotation, molecular function: RNA polymerase II cis-regulatory region sequence-specific DNA binding; DNA-binding transcription factor activity, RNA polymerase II-specific. Lineage: Eukaryota; Metazoa; Mollusca; Gastropoda; Lepetellida; Haliotidae. The record is from RefSeq and is a predicted model, not a curated record.
UCCUGACAAUUAGCUGACUAUAUCUGAUCUGCGAAAUGGCCUAGUGCUUUAUUUAAUAGAGUAACUAUUAAGAUGCUCUUUUACACCUUUCACACCUCCCAUGCUUGUAAGAUGGAAGCGAUAUUGGAUUUGCUCAACUGACGUUCUGGCUUGAGCUUACUGACCGCUGGCAAUAUGUCACAAGAUAGAAGCGACGAAGCCUCUGUCCAGAAGGAUUCCGACACAGAACUAUCCUUCAGCAUCAAGAAAAUUCUCGGCGAGGCACCCCUGAAGAGAGAAAAUCGCCCCAGGUCACCGAAAUCAUCCUUGUCCCAAGAUCCCUUCAGCCCUUCAUCUGACAAUCCUUACUCGCCUAUUAUUAAACAUGUGCCAUUUUCGCCUGUGGGGUGCGUCCCGUACUUGACAAACUCUGAGUCUACGGGGGUGAUACGUGUCCCUACCCACAGACCCCACCCUGUUGUGCCCCUGUGGCCAAAUUACAGCAUACCCUGGGUAGAUAUUCGGAGGGACAGAUUUGGAGUUGUUCGGCGUGUUGGUCAUCCCUAUCAGAACCGGACGCCGCCGAAGAGGAAGAAGCCACGGACAUCCUUCUCCCGUCUGCAGAUCAUGGAGUUGGAGAAACGCUUCCACCGACAGAAGUACCUGGCGUCCGCGGAGAGGUCGGCUCUGGCCAAAGCCCUGAAGAUGACCGACGCCCAGGUCAAGACCUGGUUCCAGAACAGGAGGACGAAAUGGAGGCGACAAACUGCAGAAGAAAGAGAAGCAGAACGACAAGCCGCAAACCGGUUGAUGAUGUCGUUACAAGCGGAAGCUAGUAAGACGAUUUACGACAUUCGUGAUCCUUUGUGUAUGAGUAAUUCGUCCCUAAACGCUCUUCAAAACCUUCAACCUUGGGCAGAAGAUGGCUCAAGGAAUAAUGGCUGAUGUUUCAACUCAAUUAAUAAAUAAUUAUUGACUUUCAAGCCACCAUGAAAGGGCUGUUCCUUUUAUUCUGCCCAGAUACCAUGGGUCACGUUAAAAUCGGGAAAAAGGCUGCCUCGACCAAGUCCGUGUUUCUCCGACCAUCAAUGAUUUCAACAUCAACGAGGGGGUGUUACUUAUCGUGUAUCGUUAUGGGGAAAAUGACUUCAUAGAUUCUCAAAUCUAUUUCAAAUGCAUAUCAUGUGAUGAAACCAUGUUUGAAACAUGAAUGGAUGGCUGAAUGACUUGCUGUAUAUUUCCUUCAGUGCAUACGUGAUAUGUAUAUCAGUGCUAUAUGAAUGUUUACAAUGUUCACGUUUCAAAUUGCACAUAGUAUAUUUUGUACAUACUAUUUUUCAUUUACUUCAAAUUACAUUUCACGUCCUCUAUAUUAACUAUAAUAUAAUACGACGAAUACAUAAUUUGUUGAUUUUGACAGACUGUAGUCUAGGCAUAGUAUGGCUUAAGUAACACCGGCGUGACUCCCUCCCUCACUCACUCACUAUUCUCAUUAAAGUAUGUUUGGGGCUCCGCAUCAAUCCGUUUUACAUUAAUAUUCAUAGCCAAUUAUAGCCACGUGGGUGUAUUUAAAUGAGAAAGGAAGAUAACCUAUAUACAUAGACGAUCUGAGAUGGUUAUAAAUAAUAUUUUGGUAUUAGUAGGGAAAUAAUAGUAAUGUUAAGAAAAAUGUCUUCCCCUAUAAACACCCAUUUAUAUGUUCAGAUACUUUCUAAAUGUAUUCAUAUUAAGUUUCUUUAUGUGCUGAUAAUUUCAACAAUAAUAUUGUUUCACACAUUCACUGUAGACCGUCAACAUUUGGUAAUAUAAGCUUCUUUCCUUCCUCUCAGACGAGCAAAGCACGGGAUGGUAGUAAGCAGCUGUUGCACUGCCACUGCAAGCGAUGAUAGGUAGCGAGGUGUGUAUGAUCAUGUGCCAGUGUAAGUCAAGAGAUAAAGCGAGUCUGUCCACUCGGAUUCGUUUGGUUGUCAUUUAAACAUACAUGGACUAUCACCAACCUUCACGGGUUAUAAAAAUAUACAAGCCUGCUAACGUCUUCUUUAUGCCAGAACUACUUUGCUUAACGAAUUGACAGUCACCACAUUAUUUAUAAUUACAUUUAUGAAUGUAUCCUAACUGUAACUGUAACAUUAUUUUUAAUAUGAUAAACUAUCAUUUACUAUGGUAUGUGUAGGAGGAGAAAUGAAUACGUUUCGUGUCUUUUGCAAUAGUUUAUAUUUUUAAAGAAACUAUGGUUUUGUAUUUAUUUAUUAUUUUUUAUUUAUUUAUUUGGAUUGGUGAUACAUUCAGUUUAUAUUUUAUGUUUCGUUAUUUGAAAUUGUUUUAGUUUUCUGUUUCUUUAUCAUAUUUGUUGGCUGGUGGUUGUUGGUUUUUUUGGGGUGUUUCUUUUGAAAGAGGGGUCGACUUGAUAUUUUGUUUCGUUUUUAAAUUAACAUUUUACCUUUUCUAUAGCUUUUAUUUUUAUUUAUUUUAUUUGGAUAGGGGAAUUCAGUACAUAUCGAGAAUAGGACCUAUGAUGAACACGCUCGUACUAGAAAAACUAUUGAUUCAGCAUACGGAGUUUUCCGCAAAGCUUGACAGAGGGGCGAUUGUUACAAUAGGCGUUGCUGACCAUCUUCUCGCCGUGUACAGUUCAUUGUUGUCACGUGUCUGUUGAAUGAAAUAAAUUAUAUUCAUACUUACCCAGUGUCAGUGUUUGUUUCUUGAGUCACUUACUCACCAACUUACUUAGUGUUGUCUAUGCCGUCUACAUGUGUGCGACGUCGUCAACUGCCUUUACUCCACCCAUACAA